AUGCCGGCUCUGCCAGCGCUGCUGCUGUCGAUUCACCUCCUCGUCCUCCUCCUGCUGUUGCUUCUGCUGACCAUGGCCCCGUCCUCUCACAGCCAGGUGCCCGCUCUCUCAGCCGUCAGGAUGGCUGCUAUUUUAGAUGAUCAGUCAGCGUGUGGACGUGGAGAGCGGUUGGCAUUGGCUCUGGCCCGAGAAAACAUCAACAGUGUGAUGGAGGGCCCGUCACGAGCCCGCGUGGAGGUCGACAUCUUUGAGCUGCAGAGAGACUCUCAAUAUGAGACUACAGACACAAGCCUGCUGCGAUUGGAGGAGCUUGUGCGUCACUUCCUUAUAUCCCGGGAAACACUCUCAGUCAGAAUGCUUGAUGAAAAUUUGGACCCCACCCCCCUGCUGAAGGAAAUCCGUGACGACAAAGUUGCGACUAUUAUCAUUGAUGCCAAUGCAUCAGUGUCAAUACUAAUAUUAAAGAAGGCCUCAGAAUUAGGCAUGAUGUCAGCCUUCUACAAGUACAUCCUCACCACAAUGGAUUUCCCUCUGUUGAGGUUGGAUGAUGUGGUAGAUGAUCAGUCAAAUAUCAUUGGCUUCUCCAUGUUGAACAGCAGUCAUCCUUUCUACCUAGAGUUCAUCAGGAGUCUAAAUCUGUCAUGGAGGGAAGGUUGUGACCUCAGCCCCUACCCUGGUCCAGCGUUGUCAUCUGCACUGAUGUUCGACGCAGUGCAUGUGGUGGUCGGAGCGGUGCGAGAACUGAACCGCAGUCAGGAGAUCGGAGUGAAGCCUCUGAGUUGCACGUCUUCACUCAUCUGGCAGCACGGCACAAGUCUCAUGAACUAUCUGCGCAUGAUAGAGUAUGAUGGCCUAACAGGCCGCGUGGAGUUUAACAGCAAAGGCCAGAGGACCAAUUACACGCUGCGUAUUCUUGAGAAAUUCAAGGGGGGUCACAAAGAGAUCGGUGUCUGGUACUCCAAUAACACGUUGGCUAUGAACUCCACGUCUUUAGACAUCAACGCAUCUGAGACUUUAGCUAACAAGACGCUCAUCGUCACCACGAUACUGGAAGAUCCAUAUGUGAAGCGCAAGGCGCACUACCAGGACUUCCGGGGUAACGAUCAGUACGAGGGAUUCUGUGUGGAUAUGCUGCGGGAGCUGGCAGACAUUCUGAAGUUUUCCUUCCGGAUCAAGCUGGUGGAUGACAGGCUGUAUGGAGCUCCAGAACCUAAUGGCUCAUGGACUGGCAUGGUGGGGGAACUCAUCAACAGGAAAGCAGAUCUGGCAGUGGCUGGAUUUACCAUCACAUCGGAGAGGGAGAAGGUCAUCGAUUUCUCCAAACCUUUCAUGAACCUUGGCAUCAGUAUCCUGUACCGCGUCCACAUAGGCAGGAAGCCAGGUUAUUUCUCCUUCUUGGAUCCCUUUUCGCCAGCUGUCUGGCUAUUCAUGCUUUUAGCCUAUCUGGCCGUUAGCUGUGUGCUCUUCCUGGCUGCCAGACUGAGUCCGUACGAGUGGUACAAUCCCUUCCCGUGUUGGCGGGACCGCAGCGACCUGCUGGAGAAUCAGUACACACUGGGGAACAGCCUGUGGUUUCCAAUCGGUGGUUUCAUGCAGCAGGGCUCAGAGAUCAUGCCCCGGGCUCUGUCCACACGCUGUGUCAGCGGCGUUUGGUGGGCAUUCACACUGAUCAUCAUUUCCUCCUACACGGCGAACCUUGCAGCUUUUCUGACGGUCCAGAGGAUGGAGGUGCCAAUCGAAUCUGCUGACGACUUGGCCGAUCAGACAAACAUCCAGUAUGGGACUAUUCAAGGAGGAAGUACUAUGACCUUCUUCAUGAACUCGCGCUACCAGACGUACCAGCGCAUGUGGAAUUACAUGUACUCCAAGCAGCCCAGUGUGUUCGUGAAGAGCACGGAGGAGGGCAUAGCUCGGGUUUUAAACUCCAAGUACGCCUUUCUUCUGGAAAGCACCAUGAACGAGUACCACCGACGCCUCAACUGCAACCUCACGCAGAUUGGAGGCCUGUUAGACACCAAGGGCUACGGCAUCGGCAUGCCUCUGGGUUCACCAUUCAGAGAUGAGAUCACAUUAGGCAUACUGCAGCUGCAAGAAAACAACAGAUUAGAAGUCCUAAAGCGUCGAUGGUGGGAGGGCGGAAAGUGUCCUAAAGAAGAAGACCAUCGAGCCAAAGGUCUAGCCAUUAUGGAGUUUGUGUGGUCCACGCGCCGCUCGGCCGAGACAGAUGAGGUACGCCUUCACUCCUGCCCCAUCCGAAACCACAGACACUCACGAGUGUCAGUAUGUCAGGAGAUGAUGACUGAAUUCAGAAACGUUAUCUCCUGUAAAAAGAACACUCGUUUGCGGCGCCGGCGACCCCUCUCGUCCCAGGGCAUCCUCCGGCCCCCGGCCCGUCUCCCUUUAGGAGCUCCCCGUCAAAUGCGCCUUGUGCGGGAGAUGCGUCUCAGCAACGGCAAACUCUACAGCGGGACAGGACCAUUAACUGGCGCUGCAGCAGGACCGGGACCUGGUGGGGGCGCUGCGGAAAUGGGCCCAGGCCCUCAGCGACUGCUGGAGGAUCCUCUCAGCGCCAGUGUCCCCAGUAGCGCACCCGCUCUGGUCCCCACGGCGGCGCCCCGCGGCUGCACCCACGUGCGAGUGUGCCAGGAGUGCCGGCGGAUCCAGAGCCUUCGCUCCAUGCCAUCUUGCUCACGCAUCUCGCCACUGGCCUCCGCCACGUCCUCUCUCCCACGUUUGCCACCGCCGCCCCCCUCCGCCUCCAAUACAAACACUGACAGCGAGGAAGGAGGCUCGGGCAGCCCACGCAGGGCCAAACCCACGCCCCCUCCAAGGCCGCUGCCGCCCACUAAAACUCCCUCUACCGAUCUCCUCUGCAAGCAGGACUGAGACCGAGACUAAGGAAACUUUUGUCGGGACAAUAAUUUAAUGUAAAUGAGUGCUGGAGGACAGACGGAAAGACUCUGCCCACGACUCCAGUCAAAGUGAACUCUGGGAUACUGCAAAUAAAGGCCAUUUUUGAAUGCAAAAUUACACUGAGUGAGAGAAAGAUGAUUCAGCCAACCGCUUGCUGUCCAAGUGUCUGGUUUUAACACCACGUCUUGCAGCAGCGCUCAGAAAGCCAGUGAGGUUUGGCAUGCUGUUGAGACUAUGUAAUGCAUAUCCUGUGAAAGUAUGCUAUGCAACAUGUCAUAAAGGGAAAGGUGCAGGAAAACUAUGAGGACAGUUGUUAGUUUUGCAAAGAAGUGUGGAUCUUCUUCAUGCUUUGUGAUGGGGGACUGCGCUCCUGUGAGAGGACGAUGGAGUCUGUACCUAAAACGUGUGCACAUUGAACUGAAAUGACUUUGGUGCAAAUUCAUUUUAUUUUAUUUCUUCAUUCUUUAAAUAAGUUGGGGAGGGUUACAAUUCAUUUUUAUUCCUGAAUGUCUCUUGCUUGUUUUCCUUUCUAGCUUCUUCUUUGGUUUCAUUCUUUCAGUU
This is a messenger RNA of Sinocyclocheilus grahami, 3474 nucleotides long. RefSeq names its product glutamate receptor ionotropic, kainate 5-like. The record is from RefSeq and is a predicted model, not a curated record. Gene Ontology annotation, biological process: monoatomic ion transport. Gene Ontology annotation, cellular component: membrane. Gene Ontology annotation, molecular function: signaling receptor activity; ligand-gated monoatomic ion channel activity. Bases 1 to 2886 code for a protein of 961 amino acids. NCBI's taxonomy places the organism in Eukaryota, Metazoa, Chordata, Actinopteri, Cypriniformes, Cyprinidae. The transcript has 18 exons.